This is a messenger RNA of Corythoichthys intestinalis (scribbled pipefish), 1541 nucleotides long. RefSeq names its product serine and arginine rich splicing factor 4 (gene srsf4). The transcript has 6 exons. The coding region runs from base 102 to 1226 and encodes 374 amino acids. Gene Ontology annotation, molecular function: mRNA binding. The record is from RefSeq and is a predicted model, not a curated record. NCBI's taxonomy places the organism in Eukaryota, Metazoa, Chordata, Actinopteri, Syngnathiformes, Syngnathidae. Gene Ontology annotation, cellular component: cytoplasm; nucleus.
GAAAAUAACUGUCCAUUGUGUAGAUAAAACUGCGUUCGUCUUCCCGCAUUUCCUGUCGCCUUGACUCCUUUGUCGAAUUUUGAACUUCACAAUUCGACAAAAUGUCGAGGGUGUACAUCGGAAGGCUGAGUUAUCGGGCCAGGGAGAAGGACGUCGAGAGGUUCUUUAAGAGCUACGGGAAGAUACUAGAAGUCGAUUUGAAAAACGGGUACGGUUUCGUUGAAUUCGACGACCCGCGCGACGCCGACGACGCGGUUUACGACCUGAACGGGAAGGAGCUUUGUGGGGAGCGAGUGAUUGUUGAGCAUACAAAAGGACCCCGACGUGAUGGAGGUUACAGUGGAGGAGGCGGCGGCGGAGGAGGAGGAAGGAGUGGUUACGGAGGACGUUGGGGCCGAGACCGCUAUGGUCCACCUAUUAGGACGGACUACCGGCUCAUUGUCGAGAAUCUGUCGAGCCGAUGUAGCUGGCAGGACUUGAAGGAUUACAUGAGGCAAGCAGGCGAAGUGACUUACGCCGACACCCACAAGGGCCGUAAGAAUGAGGGCGUGAUCGAGUUCAGGCUCUACGCCGACAUGAAGCGGGCUCUUGAGAAGCUGGACGGAACAGAGGUCAACGGCAGAAAGAUCCGGCUGAUCGAAGACCGCCCUGGCGCCAAACGCCGACGCUCUUAUUCGCGCAGCCGAAGCCGAUCUAGGUCCCGCUCCAGGAGCCGCAGAUCCCGCAAGAGCCGAAGCCGCAGCGAAAGCAGCAGCCGAAGCCGCUCCCGGUCCAGGCCGGCUUCCCGAUCCCGCAGUCACUCGACCAGCAAGAAAAAUAAAGGAAAGAGCAAGAAGGAAGAGGACCGCAGCAACGGCGACCAGAAAGAAAAAGACCAGAGCAGGAGUCGCAGCCCUAAAAGCAAGAAGCCCAAGAAAGACGGAAAAAAGAGCAAAAACGAAGAGUCGAGGUCCAGGUCAAGAUCCCGGUCUCGCUCCCGUUCGGUCUCCAGGAAGUCAGUCUCAAAGGGUCGCGACCCGCCCAAGAGCGACGACGAGGCGGGCGAACAAGAGCGAGGGUCUCGCUCCUGCUCGCCAGUCGACUCCAAAGCCAGAGCCGGGUCCAAAUCAAAGUCCAAAUCCAAGUCUCGUUCGCCUUCCCCCGUCAAAGACCGCUCGCGAUCCGCUUCUCGUUCGGUUUCUCGCUCCAAAUCCCGUUCCCAGUCUCGCUCUCGUUCUCGCUCGUAGUUAAGAUUUUUUUGCGACUGUUUGUCAUGCCUCAUAGUGUCUGUACCCUCCCCACCCAUAUUUUUUUUUAUAAAUAGCUGUACAACCCAGAUGCUUGCUCUUGAUGUUUUAUGCACAUUUACUUUUACAUUUUUCUCCUUCACGUAGACCCUGGGAAAAAAAAACUGAGGCUUUUUGUUCAAAUUGCAGUCCUAAGUUUUAGUCCUUUUUGUCAUCAAAUAUAAAAAAAUGUAUUUCUUUGCUUGGUUGAAAUCUGUGUACGUUUCCUCUUUUAUGAAAACGGUAACAUUUCAAAAUAAAAAUGCGCCUCUUGAA